Rosa chinensis is the source of this 4368-nucleotide messenger RNA. Its product is annotated as NF-X1-type zinc finger protein NFXL1. The transcript has 2 exons. Gene Ontology annotation, molecular function: zinc ion binding; RNA polymerase II transcription regulatory region sequence-specific DNA binding; DNA-binding transcription factor activity, RNA polymerase II-specific. NCBI's taxonomy places the organism in Eukaryota, Viridiplantae, Streptophyta, Magnoliopsida, Rosales, Rosaceae. Bases 336 to 3995 code for a protein of 1219 amino acids. Gene Ontology annotation, biological process: regulation of DNA-templated transcription. The record is from RefSeq and is a predicted model, not a curated record. Gene Ontology annotation, cellular component: nucleus.
CUCUCACCGCCUUCACCAGCACGCCACCCUCCGUCGCCCCCUCUUUCCUAUAUAUAUAUAUACACACUCUCUCCUUCCUCUCCCUCCUAUCCGGGUCGGUUUCUUCUCCCGGGUUACAAGCCCAAUUAUCACUCUCAAUAAUAUCAGGGAACACCCUCAAAACUCCAUUUCCAAUUCAAUCUCUCAUCAGCACAAUCUUCAUUUGCCCACUUUCCGAUCAGAUUUGUUGCUGCAGUUUCUAUUUGUGUGUGUGUGUGGAGGUUUUUUUGGAUCAAUUUGAGUUGAGGAGCAAACUGUUGGGGGAUAGGAGUGAGGGUUUGGUGGCUUCGCAGAAUAUGGCUUCUCAGGUCCGAAGUGAGCGUAGGGAGAAUAAUAAUAGGUCCAGGAAUCCUGCUCAGCCUCGCUGGGUGCCCAGAGGAUCCAACCCUACCCCCGCCGCCGCUGCUGCCGUCAACCCGCCGAGCUUUGGUUCGAACCUACCCGAUGGGAAUGCAGGGAUGCCCAACAACAGCUCUGAAGCCGGCGAGGGCCGGCAGCAUAGAGGAGGACAUGGUGGAAAUGGAGGGCAGCAGAACCACAUUUCUGCACCAGCAGAGAGUCGGCAGCAUAGAGGAGGAUAUAGUGGAAAUGGUGGGCAGCUCAAUUAUGUGUUGGCGGCACCGUCAGAGAGUCGGCAGCAUAGAGGGGGACAUAAUGGAAAUGGAGGCCAGUCCAACUACAGCUUCACAGCAUCGGAUGGUCGGCAGCAGAGAGGAGGACAUAAUGCAAGUGUGGGGCAGUUCAGUCACAGCUCUGCGACAUCAGAGAGUCGGCUGCAUAGAGGAGGACACAAUGGGAAUGGAGGGCAGUCCAAUCACAGCUUUACAUUAUCGGAGAAUCGGCAGCACAGAGGAGGACAUAAUGGUUCCAGGGGUAAUGUGCUUCGGCCAAUGAAUCAUAGAAGGGAGGGGGAAAGGAGUGAGAGUCAGGAGGGGAUGGGCAUGAAGGACUCUAGUUUGCCGCAGCUUGUGCAAGAAAUUCAGGAUAAACUGACUAAGGGCACUGUUGAGUGCAUGAUUUGUUAUGAUAUGGUGAGGAGGUCUGCACCUGUAUGGUCCUGCUCAAGCUGUUUCUCGAUUUUCCAUCUGAAUUGCAUCAAGAAAUGGGCUCGAGCUCCCACUUCUAUUGAUAUGUCUGCAGGGAAGAAUCAGGGAUUUAAUUGGCGGUGUCCAGGAUGUCAGUCUGUACAGCUCACAUCGUCAAAGGAGAUUCGCUACAUGUGUUUUUGUGGUAAGCGGACAGACCCACCUUCGGAUUUGUAUUUGACACCACAUUCAUGUGGAGAACAUUGUGGGAAGCCACUCGAGAAGGAGGUCCCAGGAAAGGGAAUGAGUAAGGAUGAUCUUUGCCCGCAUAUGUGUGUCUUGCAGUGCCACCCAGGUCCAUGCCCUCCUUGUAAAGCAUUCGCACCGCCACGAUUAUGCCCUUGUGGAAAGAAAACAAUAACUACAAGAUGCUCAGAUCGGACUUCUGUUCUGACUUGUGGCAAUCUUUGUAGUAAGCUUCUUGAUUGUGGGCGUCACCGCUGUGAGCGGAAGUGCCAUGUGGGUCCUUGUGAUCCUUGUCAGGUUCCAUUCAAUGCUUCUUGCUUCUGUCUGAAAAAGCUGGAGGUCGUUCUUUGUGGAGAGAUGAUAGUAAAGGGAGAGGUGAAAGCAGAAGAUGGUGUUUUCUCUUGCAGUUCUAGUUGUGGAAAGAAGCUUAGCUGUGGCAAUCAUGUUUGCAGUGAAAUUUGUCAUCCAGGCCCUUGUGGAGAGUGCAUUUUAAUGCCACGGAAUAUCAAGACAUGCCACUGUGGGAAAACAAGCUUGCAGGAGGAACGCCAGAGUUGUUUGGAUCCGAUUCCCACUUGUUCACAAAUAUGUGACAAGACUCUCCCUUGUGGGGUGCACCAGUGUCAACAGGUGUGCCAUACUGGUGAUUGCCCCCCUUGUUUGGUUAAAGUAACCCAAAAAUGUCGCUGUGAAUCAACUUCUCGGAAUGUGGAGUGCUGUAAAACAACAAUGGAGAAUGAGAAAUUUACUUGUGAUAAGCCCUGUGGACGGAAGAAGAAUUGUGGAAGGCACCGCUGCAGUGAAAGGUGCUGUCCUCUUUCUAAUUCAAAUAAUCAUCUUUCAGGGGAUUGGGAUCCUCACUUGUGCUCCAUGCCCUGUGGGAAGAAAUUAAGGUGCGGGCAGCAUUCUUGUGAAUCGCUGUGUCACAGUGGCCACUGUCCUCCCUGCCUUGAUACAAUCUUUACUGACUUGACAUGUGCAUGUGGGAGAACUUCAAUCCCUCCUCCAUUGCCCUGUGGUACACCUCCUCCAUCAUGUCAGCUCCCUUGUUCGGUGCCUCAGCCUUGUGGACAUUCAUCUUCUCACAGCUGCCACUUUGGAGACUGCCCACCUUGUUCAGUGCCUGUAGCAAAGGAGUGCAUCGGUGGACAUGUGGUCCUCAGGAACAUUCCUUGUGGGUCGAGGGACAUUAAAUGUAACAAGCUCUGUGGGAAGAUGAGGCAAUGCGGUAUGCAUGCUUGCGGCAGAACAUGUCACCCACCGCCUUGUGAGUGUUCCUCGUCAGCAGAAGCCGGCUCAAAAUCUUCUUGUGGACAGAAAUGUGGAGCUCCUAGGAGAGAUUGCAGGCAUACAUGUACUGCACCUUGUCACCCUUAUGCUUCCUGUCCAGAUGCGAGAUGUGAUUUCCUUGUCACAAUUACUUGUUCUUGUGGCCGGAUAACAGCAAAUGUUCCUUGCGAUUCUGGUGGCAGCUCUGCUAGUUUUAAUGCUGAUACUGUGUUUGAAGCUUCCAUUAUCCAAAAGUUGCCAGUACCGCUUCAACCAGUUGAAGCCACCAACAAGAAGAUCCCACUUGGACAGAGGAAGCUCAUGUGUGAUGAUGAAUGUGCUAAGUUGGAGCGGAAACGUGUUCUUGCAGAUGCUUUUGAUAUAGUUCCUCCAAAUUUGGAUGCACUCCAUUUUGGUGAGACUACUGUUAUGUCUGAGUUGCUGUCGGACCUUUUCAGGCGUGAUCCAAAAUGGGUAUUAUCGGUGGAGGAGAGAUGCAAACAAUUGGUUCUUGGGAAGAGCAAAGGUGCUACAAGUGGCCUCCGGGUCCAUGUUUUUUGUCCAAUGCUGAAGGAAAAGAGAGAUGUGGUUAGGGUGAUUGCUGACAGGUGGAAGCUUGCAGUUCAAGCUGCUGGCUGGGAGCCCAAGCGUUUUAUUGUGGUACAUGCUACACCUAAAUCCAAAGUCCCAGCCAGGGUGCUUGGGGUUAAGGGUACCACCACAGUGAACGCAUCCCAGCCUCCAGCUUUUGAUCAUUUAGUAGACAUGGAUCCCAGGCUUGUAGUUUCUUUUCCAGAUCUUCCUAGAGAUGCAGAUAUAAGUGCAUUGGUAUUGAGGUUUGGUGGUGAAUGUGAGCUAGUCUGGUUGAAUGACAAGAACGCGUUGGCUGUAUUCAAUGAUCCUGCUCGAGCUGCAACUGCAAUGAGGAGGUUGGAUAAUGGUACACUCUAUCAUGGGGCUAUUGCUGUUCUGUCUGCGGCUUCAGCUGGUUCUAAUGCUUGGGGUGGAGGGGGAAUAGCCAAGGAAGGAGCCUAUACAGCACUGAAGGGUAAUGCGUGGAAGAAGGCUGUUAUUCGGGAGUCUUCUUGGAGAGAAGAUUCAUGGGGUGAGGAAGAGUGGUCUGGUGGUUCUGCAGAUGUGCAGGCAUCUGUGUGGAAAAAAGAAGCUCCAAUUGCCGCCUCCUUAAACCGCUGGAGUGUACUAGAUAGUGAAGUGGCUUUGGGAUCAUCUUCUGUAUCCCCCACAGUAGAGGACUCUGGAAAACAGACUGCUGCUCGUUUAAUUUCCAUGGUGGAAUCAAAUGCAAGUGGUUCAACUUCAUCAAAUGCAAGCGGUUCGACUUCAGCGGGGCAGCUUGGAGGAACUAUUACAGAAACAUCUGAAGUGGUAGAUGACUGGGAGAAGGCUUAUGAAUAAAAGAUGACGGCGAAUCGGUUUAUUUGUAGGACUUUGGAAAUUGGGGACUGAUAGGAAUGCCCUGCCCUUUUUUUUGUUUGGUAUGUGGGUAAAUUUUUAUUUGAACCCCAAAUAAUUGUUGAGUUAGCUGCAUUACAUUUUAGCUUGGCUGCGGUCAAAUUUUGUUGUGUUCUAGCGUUCGCUUUGAUUUCAUAUCUACUCCCAUUGAGAGUGGGACUCGUUACCUGUAGCUGCCUUCCAUAUGGUUGUGGAGGCUGCUUGUGUUGUUUCUGCUGUAUGGGAUAACAUGCAUCCUGUAAAUUCAUGAUUGUAUCGGAAGUGUAGCUUUCUAUAAAAGCAGAGCUAUAAUUACAUUUCAUUCUUCACUCAAAAA